Botrytis cinerea B05.10 is the source of this 3522-nucleotide messenger RNA. RefSeq names its product BcfreB (gene BcfreB). Gene Ontology annotation, cellular component: plasma membrane. The record is from RefSeq and is a predicted model, not a curated record. The transcript is spliced from 2 exons. Gene Ontology annotation, molecular function: ferric-chelate reductase activity. Lineage: Eukaryota; Fungi; Ascomycota; Leotiomycetes; Helotiales; Sclerotiniaceae. The coding region runs from base 1257 to 3098 and encodes 613 amino acids. Gene Ontology annotation, biological process: iron ion transport; intracellular iron ion homeostasis; copper ion import.
GGCAUUGGCAUUGGUAUUGGUAUUGGUGUUGUGCAUUCGCAUAUUCGUAUAGCCGCAUCCGCAUCCGCAUCCGUAUCCACCGUUUAUGUUACUUUUUUAUUCUCGGUCUCUCGUCGUGAUCCCUUCCCUCCCUUUCACGUACCAGCACAUUCUUCAUUCACACUCCUCUUCAGACACUCACCACUCACCACUCACCACUCACCACUCGCCACUCCCCCCGUCUUCGUUGACGGAGAGGGUUGAAUUCCAUCUCUGCUCUUCCUUAUCGUUCCGCUCCACACGACGACAGCAGGGCUGCUCGUUUCGAAACUCGAAGCUAUUCACACACACAUGCUGAUGAACCCUGCCGCGACACUGACUCCAUAUGACUUACGGCGAGGCUUCGUUUCCUAUUUGGACGGAAGUUUAUAUUGGCUGCAAUUUAUCUGAUUCAUUCUUCAUAACUUUCGCGCUCAAUAGACAGACAGUCUCCACCCUCCCAUCCACCCUUCCACGGUAGAAAUUCCACCAUCGGUACCAACAUCUCAAAUUGGCCUCCUGUCUCGACCUAGACUGGUUAUGGUCGACCCACCCAGCGCAUUCGAAAAAAGGGAUCCCCGCAGCGCAUACCAAGACUCCAAGCCCAAAAUAUACCUGGCACCUACAUACACACACGCAUUCUGACAUACAUAAUAGUAAUGUUCGUACAUCAGCUCUGUGUCGCCGCAGUCUUUUGUUUGUCUUGAUCGUCUUGGUCUUAUUCUUAUUACCUUCUCGAGAGAGAUCUUCGUUUCCUGAACAAAGUUCUCUUUUAUUCUUAUUCGUAUUUUUAUUCACUCUUUCACGCUCGCUUUGAUCUCGAGACAUUGCUUUCAUAAGUCCUGGAGACUAAUUCUUCGAUUUGCCAAUCAUUCUCCAUCCACAUUCAUUCUUCCACACCAUCAGUCAAUUGACCAGAUCCCGCCAUUCAUUCUUUCUGUCAUAUCUAUUUUGGAUCCUGAAUCACUCUUUUUUUAUAUGCGAGAACAAAGCGACAUUUUGACCCUCGCAGCAUGUCCCUUAUUGAAAAUCGCAUUGCUUUGUUCCCAGACCAAGAACAAUAGAAUCAAGAUUAGCGAUACAACAACAGAAGAACAGUCGGACAAUAAACCUCGAAUUUUAUCCCUCCAUAUAGACUUACAUAGAAGGGCUUCUGCAUUGUUUCAAUCCAGCAAUAAAGACAUCUUUUACAUUCGUUUCACAUACACCAAAACAAAAAAAAAAUAAAGUAUAUCGAGAUGGAGUCCCUCGAUCUUUUGCGCAGAGCCGCAGCUGAAGCGACCACCACGAGUUUACAACAUGCAACCACAACAGAAGCAGCUGCAACACCAAGUAACACUAUAGGAAUGUACGCCACCGAUCUGAAUGGAGUAAACCAAGACGUCAAUAACCUGUUACGAGACGUUUUGUGGUGGUGUCUGGGAAUAAUGGCUUUGAUCAUCCUUGUCUUUAGAAUGAUGCAUCGAGCAACGUCACAUUUGCGACACAUGACAGGGAUGAAUAGCAACGCGAAUCAGCAACGAUAUUUCCAGGAAAAUCGAUCGAGUUGGUGGAAGGUCAAGAAGCAUUUGUUGUAUGCGCCGCUAUGGAAUAAGCGUCACAACAGAGAAUUCAAGUUGUCGUCGGCUGUCAACAUGGGAACCCUCCCAUCAAGAUGGCAUGCACUACUUUUGAUCCUGUACCUUUCAAUGAACGUCGCUUAUACCCUUGUUCUCGAUUACAGCAGAGAGAACCAGUUCUCUAUCGUAGCUGAGCUACGAGGAAGAUCUGGUGUUCUCGCUGUGUGUAACAUGAUCGCGCUCAUCAUUCUUGCCGGACGCAACAACCCCCUCAUCGGAUGGCUUCAAAUCAGUUUUGAUACCUACAACUUAUUGCAUCGAUGGAUGGGAAGGAUAGUUGUCUUGGAGGCUCUUGUACAUACGUCAUGUUGGGCAUAUGUGCAACACGCAGACAGCGGGUUCUCUGGUGUUUGGGAUAAGCUUAUGCACGAUCCAUUCUGUUCUUAUGGAAUGAUGGGGACUGCUUCCUUUGUCCUCAUUCUCCUCACAUCCCCAUCUCCAAUUCGUCACGCCUUUUACGAAACCUUCCUCAAUCUUCACAUCAUCUUCGCUGCCGUAGCCAUCGCCGGUGUUUGGAUUCAUUGCGACAUCCCGGGUCUUCCCCAGAAACCUUACAUCCGCGCCGUCGCCUUCCUCUGGGUUGCUGAUCGCGUAUUCAGAAUGGCUCGUCUUAUCUGGUGCAACUACAGCACCAAAGGCUGGACUACCGCCUCCAUCGAAGCCAUGCCCGGAGAUGCUUGCCGUGUCACCAUGCACCUACCUAAGAAGCUCGAUGUCAAGCCUGGAUCUCACGCCUAUCUUCGUUUCGCCAAACUCAACUUCUGGGAGUCGCAUCCCUUCUCGAUCGCUUGGGUUGCCCACCGCCCGAAGUUCUCUCCCGAACUCCCACUCAACGAAAAGAGAAUGGUUUCCGAAGAACAAACAACCGAUAUCAGUUUUGUCAUCCACGCGCAAACUGGUUUGACCCGUCGUCUCUUCGAUGCUGCUAAAGUCGCCAGUCCACGUGUUCUGAGACUCAAAGCUGCAUUCGAAGGACCCUAUGCCGGACACCACUCUCUCGAUUCUUAUGGCCACGCGGUCCUCUUCGCCGGAUCAUCCGGAAUCACCCAUCAGAUUCCUUACGUUCAACACCUUAUCCAAGGAUACAACGAUGGUACCAUCGCCACCAAAAAGGUCCUACUCGUUUGGAUCAUCCGUGAUGUCGAACAUCUUGAAUGGGUACGACCUUGGAUGGACGAAAUCCUACGCAUGCAGGGUCGUCGCGACAUCCUCACCAUCAAGUUGUUUGUCACGAAACCUAAGAACCCAAAGGAGAUUCAUUCUCCGAGUGCGACCGUCCAAAUGUUGCCUGGUAGACCUAAUAUCAAUCUGUUGUUACAGACUGAGGUUAGGGAACAAGUGGGUGCCAUGUGCGUCACCGUUUGUGGACCAGGAGCAUUGCAAGACAGCAUCAGAGAAGCAGUGAGAGAAGUUCAAGAGCAUGGGGUUGUGGAUUUUAUCGAGGAAAGUUUCACUUGGUAAUUCGGAGAAUGAUACUUAGGGUCGCAUUCCCACAUACGUUUCAAAGAUGCCAAUAAGAGCAAUCCAGGAAGGGAUUACAGAACCCAAGAGAUGGCAAAUCGAGUGGUGCAGAAUGAGUGGAUGGUCAAAAUUAUUUUCUUCUUCGAUUCUCGGACAUAAUUAAUACUUUUAUGGGAGAGAGCUUUGUAUUAUACUACCGGACCAGGCCACGACUGCACUUUGUAUAUAGAUCACAUCAUGAUUGCAUGAGAGAAAGGAGAGAGAUGGUAGACGGAAGACUGGAUUCGCUAUUAGCGGGGAGUUCGUUGCAUUGGGAUAUCCAGAAUUGAUAUUAAGGGAAUGGACUACUCGUCCAUAGGAUAAGAAAGGUAGUCGGUUAGAGAUAGUUGUCUUUUUGAAUUAAUUGAAUUAUUUAAACUGUUUA